AUGUUUGGCCUCAUGGAUUCAAUUAAAACUCUAUCAAGUUCAUCUCUCCGUCGUUUCGUCCACCAUGACUUCCAUGAAGUUGUGGCUAGGAUGACCAUUAUUGAUGCUUUUCUUUUCCUUAUUGUGCACUCCAUUGAUAAGCUGCGCAUAUGGCAUCGGUUACCAGUCCUUUUAGGCCUCCUUUAUUUGAGUAUACGCAGACAUCUUCACCAGGAGUACAACUUGUUCAACGUUGGGAGAUCCCCUGUUGGAGUUCGCUAUAACCCAGCUGAUUAUCCAUAUAGAACACCUGAUGGAAAAUAUAACGAGCCCUUCAACGAAGGUGGAGGAAGCCAAGGAACUUUCUUUGGUAGAAACGUUCUCCCAGUAAAUCAACAAGAUAAGCUAAAGAAGCCAGACCCCAUAGUUGUUGCCACAAGACUACUUGCUCGGAAAAAAUUCAUAGACACAGGAAAGCAAUUCAACAUGAUAGCAGCUUCUUGGAUUCAGUUUAUGAUACAUGACUGGAUUGAUCACAUGGAAGAAACCGAGCAGAUUGAGCUUGUUGCACCGAAGGAAGUUGCAAAUCAAUGCCCACUUAAAUCUUUCAAGUUUUACAGGACAAAGGAGCUUCCCACUGGAUCCUGGGAGAUCAAGACUGGAGCAUUGAAUAUCCGAACACCUUGGUGGGAUGGGAGUGCUAUAUAUGGGAGCAACGCAAAAGCAUUGCAUAAGGUUAGGACUUUCAAAGAUGGGAAGCUCAAGAUAUCUGAGGAUGGCCUUCUCCUCCGUGACCAAGAUGGGAUUGCUGUUUCAGGAGAUGUUCGCAAUAGUUGGGCGGGUGUUUCCGUGUUGCAAGCCCUGUUCGUUAAAGAGCAUAAUGCAGUUUGUGACGCCAUCAAGAGGGAAAAUAAGCACUUGGGAGACGAAGAACUAUACCGGCAUGCAAGACUAGUGACUUCUGCUGUAAUCGCUAAGGUCCAUACCAUCGAUUGGACUGUUGAACUUCUCAAGACCGACACACUAUUAGCAGGAAUGCGAGGCAAUUGGUAUGCAUACCUCUGGUUUCCAGAAUAUGGGUAUGGAUUGUUGGGGAAAAAAUUCAAGGACAAGUUUGGUCAUGUUGGAGGAGCUAUCUUAGGAGGUGUUGUGGGUCUUAAGAAGCCUGACAACCAUGGUGUUCCCUAUUCAUUAACUGAGGAGUUUGUUAGUGUUUACAGAAUGCACUCACUUCUACCUGAUUACCUUCAACUCAGAGACACAUCAGCUGCACCCGAUACCAACAAAUCUCCACCUCCAACUGAAAAGAUACCUAUGCCAAGUUUGAUAGGUCGUGAAGGAGAAAAAAGAUCAUCAGGAAUUGGAUUUAUCAAACUAAUGGUUUCAAUGGGCCACCAAGCUUCUGGAGCAUUGGAACCGUGGAAUUAUCCCAUGUGGCUCAGGGACCUGGUACCACAGGAUGUUGGUGGUAUGGAUCGGCCUGAUCAUGUAGACCUUCCAGCUCUUGAAGGUAACGUUCGCCAAUCAUAUAGUCGUUGUUCGAUAUGGGACAGGGAGAGGAAUGUUGCAAGGUACAAUGAAUUUCGUCGGGCCCUAUUAUUGAUACCCAUCUCAAAAUGGGAAGAUCUAACAGAUGAUCAGGAGGUGAUAGAAGCUCUUGAUCAAGUAUAUGGCAAUGAAGUGGAAGACCUCGAUCUUCUAGUGGGACUCAUGGCAGAGAAGAAAAUCAAAGGAUUUGCCAUUAGUGAGACUGCUUUUAUUAUAUUCCUUCUCAUGGCAACCAGGAGGCUAGAAGCAGAUAGGUUCUUCACGAGCAAUUUUAAUGAGGAAACAUACACAAAGAAAGGAUUUGAAUGGGUGAAUUCAACAGAAAGUCUGAAAGAUGUACUUGAUCGUCAUUAUCCAGAAAUGACAGCGAAAUGGAUGAACUCAGCAAGUGCUUUCUCUAUCAUACCCAAAUGGGGCCCAAAAGUAUUGAACCGAGGGCUAGAUGCCUCGAUUCCAUCAAUCUGUCAGCUUCCAAAUAACCAUGUUUGA
Messenger RNA from Dovyalis caffra, 2016 nucleotides. The record is from the annotation of a GenBank genome assembly. NCBI's taxonomy places the organism in Eukaryota, Viridiplantae, Streptophyta, Magnoliopsida, Malpighiales, Salicaceae.